GAUUCUUUUCACCCAAGUUGAAAAUUUUCUUAUAAAUUUUUCCCUUCAAAUUGUAAUUUUCUUCAAUUUAGCUACUGAAAAUGUGGGUAGUUCAUGGAUUUUUGAAUUUUAGGAUUUUUGUUUUUUAUUUUUUAUUUAUUUAUUUUGUAGCUGCCGAAAAUGUGUGUAGGUUUAUACUUUUGAUUGUGCAUUUGUUUAUAUAUUUGAACUGAAUUUUCUAGAAAAAAAAAAAAAAAAAAAAAGUGCUUUAAGAGGAACUUUCUAAGUUAAUUAAUCUGAUUAAGAUAAAUAGGAGUUGCGCUCCACCUAAAUAAAGGCUUUAGAAUUUGAAAUCUUCCCCAUUUGCAAUCCAAAGCUGAGAUUGAAAUCUGCUACAAUUUCCCAAAUAUAUGAUAAGAACAUGAAUUUUGGUGGGAUGUUAUAUGAUUAUUAUCAUCCCCAGGCAACAUUUGAGAGAAGCAGGGAGAGGAGGAAUGUGGCUGAUUCAGCUGCAGAUUUUUUCUCAAACUUAAAUAGACCUAUAGUUUUACUUUACAAACCUUGUGUUUAGUCUUUUUGGAACUUGGUUAAGCAUUUUGAUUUCCUUAGUUCUGUUCUUUUGUUUCUCUACUUUACAAAUUACUUCUGUUGGGAGUUCAACUUGAAUUUUUGACCGGUACUACAUGAGGAACAGUUAGGAAACCGAUAAUUGGUUUAAGGUGCGAAAGUCAAUUUUCAGUUACAAAUAACAAAGUAGAUUUAAGUAUUCUUUCACAUUACUAUCUAUAAAAAAUUUUAGAGUGGUUGAACUACUCAUGUUGAGAAUUUCUGUGGCAAUUAUUCAAUGAUAAUUUGAAAAGGAAAUGUAUUAAUUAAGACAAAAUUUCUAUUAAUUAAUUGAGUUAAUUAAUAGUCUAGACAUGUAUGUUGUUUCUAGAACUGAGGUUUGUACAAUGCAAACGUGUAGUGUAUAAUCAUAGUUUGACAAGGGAAAUGUGGGGGUCAGUUGCUAAUAUUUUAGUCAUUAACUCAAUCAUUUAACAAUAAACAAAUACAAUAUGCUAAUCAAGAUUGCGAUUGACAACCAGAUCACAGACCUGUUGUAUAGAAAAUACUGAACACCUUUUUAUAUCACCCAUUAAAGUGAUGAUUUGGAUACCGGUUUUGCCAGUUUUGAUUGCAAAACUGCAGAUGGUGUUUAUGAAAAUCAUGUCUUAAGCUCUGUUUGUAGAUAAAGCCAAUCUUCUCCUUAAAUUAAUUGAGUCAAUUAAUAGUCUGGACAUGUAUGUUGUUUCUAGAACUGAGGUUUGUACAAUGCAAACGUGUAGUGUAUAAUCAUAGUUUGACAAGGGAAAUGUGGGGGUCAGUUGCUAAUAUUUUAGUCAUUAACUCAAUCAUUCAACAAUAAACAAAUACAAUAUGCUAAUCAAGAUUGCGAUUGACAACCAGAUCACAGACCUGUUGUAUAGAAAAUACUGAACACCUUUUUAUAUCACCCAUUAAAGUGAUGAUUUGGAUACCAGUUUUGCUAGUUUUGAUUUCAAAACUGCAGAUGGUGUUUAUGAAAAUCAUGUCUCAAGCUCUGUUUGUAGAGAAAACCAAUCUUCUCCUUAUCCUCCUAAUCUUACCUUUCCUAUUCAUCAUCCUCAAGCUCUUCAAAUCUUCAUCCAUAUCCAAAUCUUCAUCACUUCCACCUGGUCCAUUUCCAUGGCCAAUUGUUGGCAAUAUCUUCCAAAUUGGAAAGGAGCCUCACCUGGCUUUCACAAACUUAGCUAAAACCUAUGGCCCCCUCUUCUCACUCAGAUUGGGAAAUCAGCUUCUCAUUGUGGGCUCAUCCCCCGAUGCUGCAAUGGAAAUUCUCAAGACCCAAGAUCGCUACUUAUCUGGUCGAUAUAUUCCUCAUGUUGUACCAGCUAAGAGUUUGGAACUUAACAAUUUUUCACUUGGAUGGACAUUGGAGUGCAAUGAGCACUGGAGGAACUUACGUACCAUUUGUCGAGGAGAGCUAUUCUCAAGCAAAGCAAUAGCUACUCAAGCUUGUAUAAGAGAGAAAAAGGUAUUGGAAAUGUUGGAAUUUAUUGGUAAAAUGCAAGGUCAGGUGGUAAAAAUUAGAGAUUUAGCACAUGGUGUUGUAUACAAUAUGAUCAGUAAUAUUCUGAUCUCAAGAGAUCUUAUAAACCUGGAGGAUGAAAGUAUAAAUGGGGAGAUGAGUAGGCUUGUGAGGAAUAUUAUGGAGUUGAGUUCUACUCCAAAUAUAUCUGAUAUCUAUCCUAUAUUAGGUCCAUUGGAUGUACAAGGAUUAAGAAAGAAGUCCAUGGAACUAUAUGAUAGGGGCCGUAAGAUGUGGGAAGCUAUAAUCAAAGAAAGAAAGGAGAUUAGAAAAUUUAGUGAUGCUUCAACUGAUCAAGAUUUUCUUGAUGCUCUAAUCAACACUGGUUGUCCCGAGGUUCAAGUGCAUAUGCUGCUGUCUGAGCUGUUAACUGCUGGCACAGACACUAGUAGCUCGACAAUCGAGUGGACAUUAGCAGAGCUAAUUAGAAAUCCUAGAUGCAUGAAGAUUGUUGAAGAGGAACUUGCUAGAGAAAUCAGCCAAGACUUGGUAAAAGAAUCCCAUCUACCCAACUUAACAUACCUUCAAGCUUGUGUUAAAGAAGCCAUGAGGUUACACCCAUCCGCACCACUUCUUCUCCCUCAUCGAGCUGUUGAGUCUUGCCAAGUUAUGACUUACACCAUUCCAAAAGACUCCAUGGUUCUAGUGAAUUUUUGGGCUAUUUCGCGAGACCCCGAUUACUGGGAAGACCCAUUAGUCUUCAAACCAGAGAGGUUUCUGAACUUGAGUUUGGAUUUCAAAGGGAAUGACUUCCAAUUGAUACCCUUCGGUUCAGGGAGGAGAAUAUGUCCUGGCUUAUCGAUGGCUGCCAAGCAUGUUCCUUUAGUUGUUGCUUCCCUGAUCCAUUCUUUUAAUUGGUCUCUUCCAAAUGGAAUGGAUCCAAGAGACUUGAAUAUGACUGAAAGAUACAAUAUUACUAUGAUGAAGGAAAAGCCUCUCCUCCUCAUUCCCAAAACUAAAUUUUAAGUAAAUUUUAUGUAGAAUAUAUCUCCUUUGCGUGAAUCAAUAAAACAAUAUGGUUUUAUUGUUGUUUCCAAUUUAUGCAAUUUAGUUACAGCCAACUGGCAUAUUUAUGCA
Molecule: messenger RNA, 3166 nt
Organism: Ziziphus jujuba (common jujube)
Lineage: Eukaryota; Viridiplantae; Streptophyta; Magnoliopsida; Rosales; Rhamnaceae
Product: (S)-N-methylcoclaurine 3'-hydroxylase isozyme 1
Exons: 2
Coding region: 1487-3055 (522 amino acids)
Molecular function (GO): oxidoreductase activity, acting on paired donors, with incorporation or reduction of molecular oxygen; monooxygenase activity; heme binding
Source: RefSeq, a predicted model, not a curated record